Messenger RNA from Sardina pilchardus (European sardine), 1910 nucleotides. RefSeq lists its product as uncharacterized. Gene Ontology annotation, biological process: steroid catabolic process. Gene Ontology annotation, cellular component: cytosol. Gene Ontology annotation, molecular function: estradiol 17-beta-dehydrogenase [NAD(P)+] activity. The record is from RefSeq and is a predicted model, not a curated record. The coding region runs from base 80 to 811 and encodes 243 amino acids. The transcript is spliced from 6 exons. NCBI's taxonomy places the organism in Eukaryota, Metazoa, Chordata, Actinopteri, Clupeiformes, Clupeidae.
GUCACAAUCUCUGUCUCAACCUCUUCUAGACAUAGCUUAUUGGCGAAGUUCUCUGAUCGAUUUUGCAUUUGUUCCGAUAAUGUCAAACGGGGACAGGAUGGUGUUGGCACUUGGCGGUGCAGGUACCGUGGGAUCCGGAGUUGUCAAGGCGCUUUUGGAUAGGGGUUUCAGGGUAGCCGUGAUCUCCCGCGACAGCGCCAGAUUGGAUAAACUCAAGGAUUUUGUUUCUCCGUCCACCAAAGGCAACUUGAUUACAUUGGUGGGGAAUGUCGGCACGGAAGAUGGUGCAGAGGAGGCGAAACAAGAUCUUCUGAAACUGGUGGGGAAGGUGACAGAUGUGGUGUCUUCUUUGGGGUUCAGCUGGUGGCAGGGCGGACCCCCUCACACACAGACCGUGAAAGAACUGCACUGGGUCAUUGACACAUUGCUCCUCAGUACUUUCGUUUCAUGGAAGACCUUCUUCCCCUUGGUGAGGGAUGAUUCUGACUACACCUACACGUUCAUUACAGGUGGUGCUGGAGAGAAGAUCCUGAUGCCUGGCACAGGGUUCCUGACGGUGGGAGCAGCUAGCGCUCUGGCCUUCUGUCAGGUUCUGCGGGAAGAGUACCCUGAUGUCUCCUGCAAACUUAAUCAGGUGAAAAUCAACACGGGAGUGGCCACCCCAGACCGCAUCGCCCCUGGGUUCCUGAACCACCUGGAGCUGGGGGAGGCGGUGGCGACGCUCAUCGAGAGACGGAACACCUCCCACACCGUCUACCCGGUCAGCUGCCCUGCUGACCUCAAAACUGUGAUCCUGGAGGGGAAUCUGUAGAGCCCACCUGCUUUAUGGCGCAUCAGCAGCAGUCAGAGCCAUCAUGUGUUGGAAUCUGUGGACAUCCUCUCUGUCUGCGCUGUUGCCAGUUGAUGUUAGGUUUUUUGUGUUUGUGUGUGUGUGUGAGAGUGUGUGAGUGAGUGAGCAAGUGAAUGUCUGUAUGUGCGUGUAUGUGUGUGAGAGUGUGUGAGUGAGUGAGCGAGUGAUUGUCUGUGUGUUUGUGUGUGUGUGUGUGUGUGUGUGUGUGUAUGUGUGAGUGUGUGUGUGAGUGAGUGUGUGAGUGUAUGUGCGUGUGUGCCUGUGUUUCUGUGUGUGAGUGUGUGUGUUUUUCUCUAUGUAUUUGGGUUUGCUUGUGCGUGUGUGCAACCCAUUUUGCAUGCCAGUAAAGAGGAUAUUAAGAGGAUAAAGGGCAAAGCUUUGAAAUAUCAGCCAUUUCUGUGUACAUUUAUUAUUUGUCUGGCUUGUUUACAUUAUACUGUGUGGGCAGAUGGACAACAGUGAGCGCUAACCCUGUGUACAUUUAAUUGCUAAGUGCUUGUUGUGGGAAUUAAAACAAAACAUGAAGAUAAAAAAAAGAAGAGAGCAAUAUUGUUUUAUUCUUUCUUUUUAUUGUACAUAUCUUUUGACUUUGAUAGAAUGCACUCUGCUGGAGUCUUUGUGUGUGUGUGUGUGUGUGUGUGUGUGUGUGUGUGUGUGUGUGUGUGUGUGUGUGUGCAUGCGUGCCUGCGUGCGUGCGUGCGUGAGUGCGUGUGUGUGUACAUGUGGUGGGAAGUGGAAUGCUUCUCCCCAUUUUCGCUCACAAACACACUCCCCUCCCACCCUCUCUUCUCCCUCUUAGUGGGUCCCAUUAUCCGAGUGCAACCAAACUUGUAAAUAAACAUUUGAAAGGGCCUGCAUCAGCAUUAGUUACCCCCCCACCCCCCCACCCCUCACCCCGGCCCCACGGAUUACCCGUAUGCCACAGGAAGAUGAGAUGAUUUUGUAAAGAAGGGAUUGCAUUGUUUGUUUAUGCCAUUGUUUAUGUCCCGGUCAUUUGCAUACUGUAUGUGCUUUAGCAAUAUGAAUGUACAUUUGUCUUGCCAAUAAAGUAACCUGGAUU